Molecule: messenger RNA, 774 nt
Organism: Micropterus dolomieu (smallmouth bass)
Lineage: Eukaryota; Metazoa; Chordata; Actinopteri; Centrarchiformes; Centrarchidae
Product: clarin-3
Exons: 3
Coding region: 1-696 (231 amino acids)
Source: RefSeq, a predicted model, not a curated record
AUGCCUUCCACUACGAAGAUUCUGCUUUUCACAUCCAGUGCGUUUGUCACUCUCAUAUCUGUUGGGAUGAUGGGGUAUGGCAUGUCAAAACAGUGGGCUAAGACAACCUUGGACUGUGCAAGAGGUGAAAGUAGCUUCUACAAUGGAACUGCUAUCAUCACUUUGACGCUUUUUACUGGGAUUAUGAACAGAAGCUUUUGCCCUGUGUAUGGGAGAAUUGAUGAUUUUCAAGUGAUUCCUAAAUUGGUAGAAACAGGAGUUACCCCUUUAGUCCUGCACGCUUUGGUUUUGUGCCUGUUGGCCGUGUGUCUGCUGUGUUCCGCCUGCAGCAUCCUCAUCUCCCUCUACAACAGUGUCAGUAACCCUUAUGAGACCUACAUGGGGCCUGUUGGCAUCUACGCUUGCAGCUCGCUCAGCGCAUGUUUGUCUGUUGUGGUCCUUAUCAUAUUUGUGGUGAACAUCAAUGUGACCAACAUGGCAGAGGAAUUGGUGAGGGAUUUUGCCGAUGCUGUUGCAGUGGACCUGAGGAACAAGUCUUCAGAGAUGCAGCUAGGAUACUACCUGAUCAUCCCUUACACAGUGCUCUCUCUCGUCGCCAUUGCUUUGAUCUACAUGUAUGACCACGCAGCCUACACACAUAGGAGAGAACAGCAAAGGCCUACCGAGGACGCGCCCAAGGAGAUAAUGAUGUAUUAGUGGCCUGCAAUGGAGUCAAUUUUCAGUGACAGUGAUAAAUUGCUCAUCAGCACUUUCUAUAAGUUUAGAAUUACAAAC